AUUCUCGAUUCAACAGCACGAUCGUCGUCCUCCUACAUAGACACCUGCUCGAUCGAGUGAAAAAUACGAGGUAUCGGUACGAGAGACACAGUACUCGCUGGCGCCUUUUCCCGGCGAGGUCGAAACGCGCGACGCUCGCGUUCACCAGGUUGCACCAGGACGAAAUGGCGCGAUACGCCGAGGACGUGUACUAUGAAACCGCUAUCAAAUUGGCACGCGAGGCUGCCCAAAUUCUUCGAGAUUCCAUCAACAACCUCAAACAAAUCGACGAAAAAUUGGGUAAUUGGGAUCUCGUCACCGAGUACGAUCGCAAGAUAGAGAAUGUUAUCAUCGGCAAACUUAAACAAGCAUUCCCUAGCCACAAAUUCAUCGCGGAGGAGUCCACCGGCAAAGAGCUACCAGAACUGACCGAUGUUCCUACGUGGAUCAUAGAUCCCAUCGAUGGUACUACCAAUUUCGUCCACAAAUUCCCGCUCACAUGUGUGGUCAUCGGGUUAGCCGUCAAGAAGGAGGUGGUCCUCGGUAUCGUGUACAAUCCUAUUCUCGAGGAAUUGUUCACGGCUAGAAAAGGACGAGGCGCUUUCUUGAACGGGAAACCGAUUCACGUGUCCAAAGUUCAAGACUUGUCGAAAGCUCUGGUAUGCAUGGAAGCUGGCUUCAUAAAGAUAGAUAACCUACGGGAAAAGACGGUGGAGAGACUCCAAGACAUCAUUAAAGCGGCUCAGGGCAUUCGCACUCUCGGCGUGGCGGCGAUAACAUUGUGUUACAUCGCGCUGGGGAUCGUAGAAGCCUAUUACAUCGAGGGCCCCGGCAUUUCGACGUGGGACAUAGCCGCGGCGUCGCUCAUCAUUUCAGAAGCGGGAGGCGUCGUCGUGGACCGCAUAACAGGCGAACCAAUCGACAUCAUGAAGCCACGAGCGGUAGCCGCAUGCAACGAUAAAAUCGCACGCGAUAUCGUGAAGAUCAUCCGAGAGGCCGAUCAACGGGUGGACAUGAGAACGAAAUAAUAAUGUCAAUAGUUUAUAAAUAUACUCGUUUACAGAUUGGAAAAAUUGAUUCUCUGUCCUGUAAUCGAACUGUGUGACCGUAAUACGCGUAAAUUUUAUGUCACAUUAUAAAUAAGAUGAAAAUUAAAGAUUGUAUUUUCCCAAAAGAGAGAGAAAUAUAUAUCUUCACCUUCAGGUAAUACUUGUUCGACUUAUAGCUCAUUACCGGAAUCAAGUUGGCAUCUUAUAGAGAUUGUCUCGAUAGCGUAAAAUUAAAAUUAUAUAAUGCAAAUUUGCAUAAUA
Molecule: messenger RNA, 1289 nt
Organism: Camponotus floridanus (Florida carpenter ant)
Lineage: Eukaryota; Metazoa; Arthropoda; Insecta; Hymenoptera; Formicidae
Product: inositol monophosphatase 2
Exons: 6
Coding region: 165-1007 (280 amino acids)
Biological process (GO): phosphatidylinositol phosphate biosynthetic process; inositol metabolic process; signal transduction
Molecular function (GO): inositol monophosphate 1-phosphatase activity
Source: RefSeq, a predicted model, not a curated record